This is a messenger RNA of Symbiodinium natans, 912 nucleotides long. NCBI's taxonomy places the organism in Eukaryota, Dinophyceae, Suessiales, Symbiodiniaceae. The record is from the annotation of a GenBank genome assembly.
AUGCAACCUGGAUCCACGCGAGAGCUCGGCGCGCAUGAGCUUGCAAGCAGGAUAGCGCCAGGCAGAUACCGCACAUGCGUCACUGGAGGACGAGGUCUGGCGGUUUUUGGGGAGGCAUUGGAUACACCGGGACUCUGCGGCCAGAUCAAGGCUAUUGCCUCGGGAGCCUUCCAUGUCUGUAUCUUGUAUGAGAACGGGACUUUGCAGUGCUACGGAAGCAAUGGCUGCCAACAAUGUUCUGUUCCUGCAGAUUUGCGAGACGUGGCUAUGGUUGCAACAGGGGAUCAGCACACAUGCGCCGUCACCUCCGCCGGUGGACUUGUUUGCUUUGGGGAGGAUCACGCUGGACAGUGCAAGGUUCCGGCCGACUUGGAUGCUGUUUGCUUCGUGAGCGCAGGGACCUUCCACACAUGCGCUGUAACAAUAGACAGGCGAUUGGUAUGCUUUGGGAGCAAUCGAUUUGGACAGUGUGAGGUUCCAGAGUUUGCACAGGUAGGUACCGUCGCAGCUGUUGCAGCCGGAGGCAAGCACACGUGCGUCAUUGAGAACGGAAGCAAGCUAUUGAAGUGCUUUGGCGACAACACCUACGGCCAGUGUAGUGUUCCAGACGACUUGGGCCCGGUGCUGAUGGUUUCUGCAGGACUCCGCCACACCUGCGCAGUAACGGAAAACCAAAGGCUCGUCUGUUUCGGGGACGACUGCUUUGGCCAGUGCACUCCUCCGAAGGGGCUCGGUGCAGCAGGUGCAGUGGCUGCAGUCCAGGCAGGAGCCUACCACACGUGUGCCGUGCGACCAGAUGGCUCUGUGGUAGCCUUUGGGUUCAACUCAGCCGGACAAUGCAAUGUGGCAAUGCGCCUGAGAGGGUUGAGAAUUGGCCACCUGGACGGCUUUGUUACAGUUGACAGUGGUUGA